Messenger RNA from Myotis myotis, 2279 nucleotides. RefSeq names its product methyltransferase like 14 (gene METTL14). Gene Ontology annotation, cellular component: RNA N6-methyladenosine methyltransferase complex; nucleus. Bases 149 to 1519 code for a protein of 456 amino acids. The record is from RefSeq and is a predicted model, not a curated record. Lineage: Eukaryota; Metazoa; Chordata; Mammalia; Chiroptera; Vespertilionidae. The transcript has 11 exons. Gene Ontology annotation, molecular function: mRNA binding.
GGAAGUGCCCAUUGAAGAAAGGAUGAAAGGUGCCCGCCGCCUGGCGCUCCAGGCAGGUCUAGUGUUCCGCGAGUUUGGAAGGCAAGUUGGGCGGAGAUUCCUCCGCUAACCGCCGAGUCCCGGGGUAGCGGGAAGCGAGAGCCCGGACAUGGACAGCCGCCUGCAAGAGAUCCGCGAGCGGCAGAAGCUACGGCGGCAGCUCCUCGCCCAGCAGUUGGGAGCCGAGAGUGCCGACAGCAUUGGUGCCGUGUUAAACAGCAAAGAGGAGCAGAGAGAGAUUGCUGAAACCAGGGAGACUUGCAGGGCUUCCUAUGAUACCUCUGCUCCAAAUGCCAAACGGAAGUCUCAGGAUGAAGGAGAGACAGAUGAGGACAAAAUGGAAGAAUAUAAGGACGAGCCUGAGAUGCAGCAGGAGGAGGAGAACCUGCCGUAUGAGGAGGAGAUUUACAAAGACUCCAGCACGUUCCUCAAGGGAACACAGAGUUUAAAUCCCCAUAAUGACUACUGCCAGCAUUUUGUAGACACUGGACAUAGACCUCAGAAUUUCAUCAGGGAUGUAGGUCUGGCGGACAGGUUUGAAGAGUACCCCAAGCUGCGGGAGCUCAUCCGCCUGAAGGACGAGCUGAUAGCGAAGUCGAACACGCCGCCCAUGUACUUACAGGCGGACAUCGAAGCCUUUGACAUCAGAGAGCUCACCCCCAAGUUCGAUGUGAUUCUUCUGGAACCCCCUCUGGAAGAGUAUUACAGAGAGACCGGCAUCACUGCCAACGAGAAGUGCUGGACUUGGGACGAUAUCAUGAAGUUAGAGAUCGAUGAGAUUGCGGCCCCUCGGUCGUUUAUUUUCCUCUGGUGCGGCUCCGGGGAAGGGCUGGACCUUGGGAGAGUGUGUUUACGCAAGUGGGGCUACAGAAGAUGUGAAGAUAUUUGUUGGAUUAAAACCAAUAAAAACAACCCUGGGAAGACUAAGACUUUAGAUCCAAAGGCUGUCUUCCAGAGAACAAAGGAGCACUGCCUCAUGGGGAUCAAAGGGACCGUGAAGCGCAGCACAGACGGGGACUUCAUUCACGCCAACGUCGACAUCGACCUGAUCAUCACGGAGGAGCCUGAGAUCGGGAACAUAGAGAAGCCCGUGGAGAUUUUCCACAUCAUCGAGCACUUCUGUCUGGGCCGACGGCGCCUUCACCUGUUUGGAAGAGAUAGUACGAUUCGGCCAGGAUGGCUCACGGUGGGACCCACACUGACCAACAGCAACUACAAUGCGGAGACCUACGCGUCCUACUUCAGCGCCCCCAACUCCUACCUGACGGGCUGCACCGAAGAGAUCGAGAGGCUGCGCCCCAAGUCGCCCCCACCCAAGUCCAAGGCUGACCGGGGCGGGGGCGCUCCCCGGGGUGGGGGGCGAGGAGGAACCGCUGCGGGCCGCGGACGCGAGCGGAACCGGUCCAACUUCCGCGGGGAGCGUGGUGGCUUCCGGGGGGGUCGCGGAGGUGCACACCGGGGCGGCUUUCCACCCCGGUAACCAGGCCGGUCCCUCCAGCCCCGGCCUCCCCCGCUGUGGCCGGGACCUCCGUGGGCACUGCACAUGUAGUUCUGCAGUUGCCGUCUCCCCGCCAUGUCCACACCUGGACCCCACGAUGAGCAGCACAGCACCUUCCCAUCCCAGGCACAGGCCUGGGGCACCGGCCUCUGUGUGUGGAAAUGGAAACGGGGGUGGGUUGGGGGGGACGGAGGCCCACGGGCACCGUCUGCAGCCUGCGCAGCAGCAGUGGCCGGGUGAGCUUCUUGGUGACACAAUAGACACUUUUCUUUUAAAAAACCUUGGACUCAGAUAUAAUUAAACUGCAGAGGAAAUGGAAAGACUGAACAAAAUCACCUCCCAAACCGAAAUCUCCCAGCGGAGGGGACCUGCAGGCAGACUCAGCCCGCAGCCCUCGUGGGGAGCUCAGCCGCCGCCGCCGCCGCAGGACUCAGCUCCCAGGCGCAGACAGGCCCGCUGGCGCGGAGGACGGGUCCAAGGGAAGGAGGCAGGGAGACCCUGACCCCGGCGCCUGCCUGGGGAGAGCCCCCCUGCGGAGCACGGGGUGCCUGGCACACUUCUCGUGGGGAAGCAGUGGGACCGCUGACCGGGACAGGAAGGAGCGCUGCCCUGGCCCCUCAGGUUCCCAGGGCCUGGCUCUGCUGUAAAUGAACUUCACGAAUGAAAUACUGUUGUCCUUGAUAAAUAUCUUCUAUUUUGUGCAGGAUUUUUCUAAUAAAAGCUGAAACUCCGAGACCCGGGA